Messenger RNA from Equus caballus (horse), 930 nucleotides. The record is from RefSeq and is a predicted model, not a curated record. Lineage: Eukaryota; Metazoa; Chordata; Mammalia; Perissodactyla; Equidae.
AUGGCGAGUAAAAAUAAUGUGACUGAGUUAAUUAUCGUCGGUCUUUUCCAGGAUCCAGAGGUGCUGAGAGUGUGCUUUGCGGUGUUUCUUGCUGUGUACUUGGCCACAUUGGUGGGCAAUGGUCUCAUCGUUGUGACAGUCAACAUCAGUAAGAGUCUGAAUUCCCCGAUGUAUUUCUUCCUUAGCUACCUGUCUCUGGUGGAGAUCAGUUACUCCUCUACUAUUGUCCCUAAAUUCAUCACGGACUUACUUACCAAGAUUAAAACCAUCUCCCUGGAGGGCUGUGUGGCUCAGAUAUUCUUCUCUCACUUCUUUGGGGUCACUGAGAUAUUCUUGCUUGUGGUGAUGGCUUAUGACCGCUAUGUGGCCAUCUGCAAGCCUCUUCAUUAUAUGAACAUUAUGAGCAACCUACUUUGUUAUGUAAUGGUGGCUGGUUCCUGGCUGGGGGGCUUUUUUCACUCCAUAAUUCAGAUUCUCAUCACCAUUCAGUUGCCCUUCUGUGGUCCCAAUGUGAUUGACCACUAUUUCUGUGACCUCCAUCCCUUAUUCAAGCUUGCUUGCAGUGACACAUUUGUGGAGGGAGUUAUUGUGUUGGUCAACAGUGGAUUAAUCUCCGUCUUCUCCUUCCUCCUCUUGGUGUCUUCCUAUAUCAUCAUCAUGUACAAUUUGAGGAACCAUUCAGCAGAGGGGAGGCGCAAAGCUCUCUCUACCUGUGCCUCUCACAUCACAGUUGUCAUCUUGUUUUUUGGACCUGCCAUCUUCCUCUACAUGCGACCCUCCUCCACUUUCACUGAGGACAAACUAGUGGCUGUGUUCUAUACAGUCAUCACCCCCAUGUUAAACCCCAUCAUCUACACACUCAGAAAUGCAGAGAUGAAAAUUGCCAUGAGGAGGUUAUGGGGCAAAAAGGAGAAUUCAGAAAUGGAGUGA